UUUUUUACUGAGUAUAGAUAAAGAUAGAUAGAUACAUAUUGAUGCCGAUUAGGUUUUGUUGGGCUAGCCGCGUAUCUGUAAAUCUCAACCAUCGGCUUUCGUUGGGGAAAAGUGAAAGAAUACGUGGCAAUAUGAUAAACGGCAGGCCAGUAAAAAUCUCUAAAAAUAAUUCUCGCCCUUCUUCUGUUUACUCAAAGUUCGCUCCCCCGGAACUUCGAUAUCUUAUUUUUAAAGGUUUCAAUCCACCUCCUUUACCAUCACCACCAGCACCACCAUCAAUCACGGUGCCACGUAGACCCUCAUAUCGUAAAUCUCAAAUCAUAGUGCCUCAUGAUAGAUUUCGAGGUGUUUAUGUUAGCAAGGAUAGGACGAGCUUGUAUACCAAAAAUUUGGUCCCAAAUCUCUCCAACGACGGUGAUGUCGUGGUUUCUGUUAAGGAUGAUGAUGGGACUGUAAAUGAGUAUAGAGAAUGGGAUCCGUAUAGGUCAAAGUUUGCUGCUGCUAUUCUUUGUGGUGCUGAAAAUAUAUGGAUCGAACCUGGUUGCCGAGUAUUAGUGAUUUGCUCGCGAGAUGAUGAACAAUUUGGGAUCACGAUUUCACAUAUCUCUGAUAUUGUUGGACCUGGAGGUAUGGUUUAUGUAGUGGACCACAAAAAUGGGAUGACUCUUGCAGACAUCGCUGAAAAACGCUUCAAUAUUGUACCUAUUAUAUGUUUCAAUGUUCCAGAACAUUAUCGCAUGCUUAUUAAUAUGGUAGAUGUGCUGUUCGCUGCUCCAAAUGAACCUGGAGAGACCCAGGUUGCAUAUAUAAAUGCCCUGUACUUCCUUAAAACUGGUGGACAUUACGUGCUCUUUGUCCAGGCUGAUUGUAUUGAAUCAAGAAGCCGUGGUGAUGCUGUGUUCAGUUCUAUGAUCAGACCUAAAGAGUUUGAGUUCAAGCGAAAGCAGCGAGUCACUCUGGAACCAUUUGACAGAGACCAUGCCUAUCUUUUUGGUGAUUUUCGCACCAUUGAGAUGGUUGACCCUAGCUGUUUAGUGGCUCUUAAGUUUUGGACUGCACCGAGGUUAUAUAGGGGUGAUAGGGAGCAUGUUACUAUUUAUGAACAACUUUGGGACUUGCCAGUUUAUCUGUUGUUUGAAUCCUCCUGUGGAUAUGCUCUCUUGCAAGCUCAUGACAUGUUGAAGGUUGAGAGAAAUUAUCUAGCCAUUGAGGAGUAUAUCAGUCGCUUUGAUGAUUUCUUUGAGCUUAUAGCUUAUCAACCUUUUAAAUCUACUGAUGAAGCUCUAGUUCACCUUAAUGCUAAUUGCAAAGGGAUUGUGUACAAGCAAAUGCUAGACUUUCUGGUGUUUAAUCUUCCAACACCGAUGGAGGGUGGUAAACACUGUUAUUCACUGGCACUUGUUAGUGGAGGCAUAUCAGAGGAUAUAAUAAACAAAACCAAAAUUGCUUGCCAGGCAAAUUUGUUUCAUGUUGAUAUACUUCGUGGUGUGCGGAUGCAUAUUGACAAAGUCAUCAACGAUAUUAAGCCAGGAGACUUGGAAAAAGCGCAAUUAGAUCUCGCUCGAAGUUACUGCAGGCAAAAGCUUAUAUCACCAGAUGAAAAAAAGCCAAAAAAAGAAAAGAGACAGAUCUCAGGCUAGUAUCCCAUUGAGAAGAAAUCCACCGAGGAAGGAGCGGGCAGUUGCCAAGUAGUUUGUAGUAAUCUGUAAAGUUAAAUGAUAAAUGCUUUAUUUGAAUGUCUCUUUUUGUAGUAGUUUGUAGUAAUCUUUUUGUUUGAUGUCUAUGGGUGCGAAUAAAUAAUAACCCUCCUGUCACUUAAACUAAACGUAUAUUCAAAGUUGCAAAAUAUUCUGAAUAUAAAUUCAAAUAAUUUUAACGUUAA
Messenger RNA from Daucus carota subsp. sativus, 1882 nucleotides. RefSeq lists its product as uncharacterized. The coding region runs from base 42 to 1640 and encodes 532 amino acids. Gene Ontology annotation, molecular function: rRNA methyltransferase activity; histone H2AQ104 methyltransferase activity; RNA binding. The transcript is spliced from 12 exons. Lineage: Eukaryota; Viridiplantae; Streptophyta; Magnoliopsida; Apiales; Apiaceae. The record is from RefSeq and is a predicted model, not a curated record. Gene Ontology annotation, biological process: box C/D sno(s)RNA 3'-end processing; rRNA methylation. Gene Ontology annotation, cellular component: box C/D methylation guide snoRNP complex; nucleolus; small-subunit processome.